AUGACUCAAAGCAAAGACUUUUCUCAUGUUUCUGAAAGUACUUGUUCAACAGUGGUAAAUUGGGUGAAGAAUAUUUUGAUGCCCAAACUUUUUGGUCUGUGGAACAAAGAUCAAACAAAGGAUGCAUUGUGUCGAUCAAAACUAAAAGGAGGGGCUGGAUUAAGCAAUGAUCAAACUAAACCUUUGUACGAUGAAGAUUUUGAUGGAAAAUCUCUCUCAAAAAUUGUCUUUGAGUUCGAGAAGGCUCAACAAAGUGGAAAUGAACAGACUCUCAAUGAUAUCACGGAAGAAGUAUUUAAAAAUGACAAGGAUGCUCGUGACAAGGUGAAGAAUUGGAUAAAAAACGAGUUGAUAGAAAAAAACAAGAUAGAAGUGCCGUUGUUCGACUCUGAGGAACAGACAAUCAUUCCCCUUACCUCUCUUGGUACAAAAAUAUUCACGGUUAUUAAUUCACAACGGGACCUUUUACAACUUAUACAAGCCCAUAUUGGUGUUACCACUAAUAGAACACUGAAACCUGACGUUUUAAAUGCUUCAAAAACAUUACUCAGUUCUUUUGGAUACAAUUUUGAGUUUGUUGAUAGGGAGAACAGUGUUCAGGUAAUUUUGAAAGAAUUUGAAACAUAUGCUAAUUUUUAUGAACAAAAUGAGAAUUUGGACAAACAGAAUAUUGUACUCCCUUUUAUUGCAGCAGCUCCUGGAGUUGGUAAAUCAAAGCUACUUAAGGAAGUUGGGUUAAAGUUAUUCAAAGAACACUUUAGAAAAGACACAUUAUGUUUUCCUUUCUUUGUUUCUUAUGGAAAUGGUACAAAAUUUGAUCCUGAAAAUGAAAAGAAAUCAGUUGAAUCGUUGUUAAAAAGAAUGAUAUUAUCCUUUAUAUGCUCUUGCACUUAUGAAAACCACGUAAUGAUUUUUCAAAAGAUCAAGGAUAUCAUAUUCGAUCACAUUACAAUAGCAGAUGUAUUGAAUUGCAUUACUUAUUUAUUGGGAAACCAAAAGAUAGACUUUUUUCUUGCUAUUGAUGAAGCUCAUGAAGCCGAUACUAAUAUUAAUGACAAAUCUAAUCCACUGAGAAUGAUUAUGUCUGCAAUUGGACAAUAUAUGCAACUCAAGCAAUUGAAAUUAUAUCCUGUAUUUGCUGGCACAUAUCAUACAGUCAUUGAAGAGAAUUUAAAAGGAAGCACUUACUCUCCUCAAUUUGUUCCAAUUAACGCAUUGCUUUCUUAUAACAACUUGGCCAAAAUAUUUGAUCAUUUAGCCGGUAAUGAAAAAUAUAAGGACGACAAGAUGAAAUCAUGGAGAACUAAUGCCGAGUUUAGACAUUACGUUAGACUGUUCGCAGGAUUUCCAAGAGGAAUUGAAUAUUUCCUUUAUAAUUAUCUUACUAGAGACUGUACAAUUAGAGAAGCAUGGGAAAGUGCAAGAGCUGAAUUGGGAAGAAAAUAUAAGAUUGCGAUGCCUAUGAAAGAUGCACUCUUAAUCUUAGCAUUAAUUUUCACAAGAAGAGAAGUGAAUAAGAGCAUGUUAGUUGGAUCGGUAUCAUUGUCCUAUCUGGAAGACAAAGGUUAUAUUAUGAUCAACGAGGAAAAAGAUGGAUGUUUUAGAAUAGUAUAUCCUCCCAUUUUAAUGUCUUCCAUGAUAUACGAUUCAUAUUGGAGAGGAAUUUUUGAGGAACUGUUUUUUGUGAUGCCAUCAAUCAAACUUUACGGGCUUAAUUGGGAAGAUGUUGUACAAAAAUACCUCUUUUUGAAGUUAACAUUUAUUUCUCAAUCACAGGAUAGAAUUGAAGGAUCAUUCAUAUUUAAGGAUUUAUUUCCAUUCGCAAAAAUGAAUCACAAUACUUCUAAUCUCUCUUUGAAGCCGAUACCUAAGAACGUCUAUUUAGAUCAAUCAAGAAAACAAAUCCAAGAUGAAAUCUCUUCAUUAGAAUUGGGUAGCCUUUCAUUGAAAAUGAACUCUAUUGCCGACUGCUAUAUAGUCAAAAAUGCCACCGCAGCUCAAGCAGGAGAUAUUAUUAUAUUUGGUUUGCAACUUGGAAAUGAAGACUUGUUACUCAUUCAUGUUCAAUGUAAAUGGUCAGACUCUGCCAAAACUUCAGAAUCAUAUGAAUCAUUGAUGAACGAACAAGAAAAGAAUGGCAAAUGUUUAGUAUUGGACAAAAAAGUAAGAAAUAUUACAGUAAUAAUAACUGGAAAACCAAUUUCAAAUCUUCCAGACGAUAAUGAUUUGCCAGAUGAUAUGAUAAUUAUUUGCAAAGACAACUUUUCAGAAUAUUAA
Messenger RNA from Naegleria fowleri, 2277 nucleotides. RefSeq lists its product as uncharacterized. The record is from RefSeq and is a predicted model, not a curated record. The coding region runs from base 1 to 2277 and encodes 758 amino acids. The transcript has a single exon. Lineage: Eukaryota; Heterolobosea; Eutetramitea; Acrasida; Naegleriidae.